AAUUGUCAAGGGCAUUUUAAUCUUUUAUUUGCAGAAAUCUUUUUUCAGGACCGUUCAAUCAGUUCUUCCCGUCCAUUUGACCGACUUGACUACUGGAAAACUGCCAUUCGAAGGGACUGCUGCUGCUGUUGUUCAUCCCCUCUAAAUAGACGAGCCGCACCCGUGAACAUUUCCAGUCGCAGAUUUGGUUUCACACAGGCAGCAUCACCCCCCGUCAGAUGGUCGUAGGUUUUUUGUUAAAUUUCAAUUUUAAAAUGUUGAGACUUUUUAAAGUGCUUUUAUUGGUGACACUGGUCAAUGCCGAUAAUCGACUCAUCUCUAAUGAUUUACAAGCCACGAUGUACCUAGCGAAUUACGGCUACCUCGAUCCGGCGUUGAAAAACAAUUCAUCGAACGCGCUGUUUCUCGUUUCAAAAGAGGCUUAUCGUCACGCCAUCGCCGAAUUUCAAUCGUUGGCCGGACUGGAACCAACAGGUAUUUUGGAUGAAAAGACGUUGGAAUGGAUGAACAAACCCCGUUGUGGCGUUCCCGACCGGGAGUAUCACGCACCAUUCACCGCGACUCCUCCUCUCACUCGCCGGAAGCGUUUUUCUGUUGAAGAUAGAAACCGUUGGACAAAAAAGCACCUGACUUAUGACGUCAAAGUUUACACGUCCAAACUGAGCCACAGCGAGGUGGAUCACGAAAUUGCCAGAGCUUUCAAGUUGUGGGAGAAUGCCAGUGUUUUGACUUUUACACAAGUCACGACGGGCCAAGCCGACAUCGUCAUCCGUUUCGUACAGAAGGAGCACGGUUGUUCUUACCGCGAAAGCGACCUGGGCAAUCACGUUUUGGCUCACGCGUUCUCACCUCUUCAUGGAGGCGAGGCUCAUUUCCACGAGUCCGUCAAGUGGACCAUCGAUUCGCCGAUAGGUACCAAUUUGCUUCACGUGGCCGUUCACGAAAUCGGCCACUCACUGGGACUGUUUCACUCCACCGUCCCUUCUUCUGUCAUGUAUUUUACCGACAAGAAUUACGACCCUCAUUUCAAAUUGAGCGAGGACGACAUUUCAGCCAUCCAGCACCUCUACGGGAAAAACGAACGUUCAAACGGGGGGAAUUCCGAGAAUUAUCAUGACAAUUCUGACCAGGAAUUCAAAGAACUUAAAAAGCAACUGGAGGAGACGACAUCCAUCGUUGAAGAUUUAAAAAGCAAAUUAAAUGGAAUUUUGGAGGCGACUAGAAAACCGGUCGACAUUGGGCGCAUUCCAACGUCGUGUGAGGAUCUCCAGCGGAUGGGAAACACUUUGAACGGAGUGUUUCUGGUCAAACGCUCAAAGAAAAUGGAAACGAUUUACUGCGAUUUCUCCCUCAACGGGAAAAAUUUGGAGACGUGGAUCGGUACCGCCGACGUCAAAUCAGCGCCAACUUAUUUCUACGUGACGAGGAACUAUUCGCUAUCGUCGGAUGUCGGACCCAUUCCGUUCCAUUUGGCGCUAGUCAACGCGGGAAAUGCCAUGGAUUUGAAAACGGGAAUAUUCACAGCUCCCAAAUCGGGAACUUAUUUCUUCUCUUUCACCGGAAUGGCCAAUUUCCCGCAAAGUUCGUCAUCACUCCUCCGCCUGGGCGUCGGUUUCUUCUUGAACGGCCGACAGGUCGGCAGGAGCUUCGUGGACGAGGCCAACAGCGUCAACUUCCAGAAAAGUCAAUUGACUCUCCAGUCGACAUUUGGGUUGAACGAAGGCGACCGAAUUUGGUUGCAGAUUAUCUUCAUUGGAUCGGGCGUGUCUCUGUACGACAACGAGUGGCACUACACCCAUUUCACUGGUUUCAUUCUAGACGAAGAUCUUUCCAUCUAGAUUUUUCUAUUCUCAAUUAAAUCAAUUAUAGUCAUCAGGUCAACCUUUUCCUUAACUGAGCACUUCCUAUUAUUCAAAGCGGAUCUUGUUUAUCCCAACCCAGUUCUCAUUUCCGGUUUCAUCCCUCUCGACAGCCUCAUUUUAUUAAUUAAUAUUUAUAUGAAUUGUUCAAUUUUAGAAAAUAAAUCAUUUAGUAAUUUAACCCAACGUGUCCUAUUAUUUUUGAUUUUGAUGUUGUUUUCUUUUAAAAGUUGCCGCCAAUAGCCGCUAGGAGUUCCCGUGUAGUGUAUAACGCACUUUCAACAAGGCAUUUUUAUUUUCUUUUUUUUUCAAAUUUAGAAAUUCUAUCAACUGAAUUUAGUUAAAUGAACUUUAAAUCGCUAAUCAUUUACGAUGGAAUGCAGGCCGGGAAAGCUGCACCAAACUCAAAUACACUAAGCAAAAAUGCGAUUAAAGAGACUCUGAAACGCCAUCGUCCUUUCUAAAGUUAAAACAAUUGUAUAUAAACGACCGCCGCCAUUUCUAUUACAUCACACAGUAGUAGGACAGGACGAAAUGGCAUGGGACCGGAAUAGGAUAGCAGAUGAAGUAAGGAUCAACCUACUCCCACUGAAUGACGAAUAUCUCGUAACACGCUCGUGAGCGGACCUGAACCUCUACAUGCUAGGGGGAGCAGACCCACAUAUAUGCUGGUCCGGCAUUAUAUCCUGGGGGGAGGUUCUCCCGUGAGGCUCCGGUUGGUGUAAUUGUGCCGAAUGGUAAGUGAGCUCUUUCCAACUGAGAGUGGAUAUUCGUUUUUAGUUGACCUUUCAUUUGAAUGGCAUGGCAGUCUUUGUUUUCUUUGGGUAAAUGAAUAAUAGCAAUUAUUAUUACAUCCAACGAAUAGAUGACUUCUUCAUGUUUUGAUAU
Daphnia pulex (common water flea) is the source of this 2747-nucleotide messenger RNA. RefSeq lists its product as uncharacterized. The coding region runs from base 219 to 1838 and encodes 539 amino acids. Gene Ontology annotation, molecular function: metalloendopeptidase activity; protein binding; zinc ion binding. The record is from RefSeq and is a predicted model, not a curated record. Gene Ontology annotation, biological process: proteolysis; collagen catabolic process; extracellular matrix organization. The transcript is spliced from 10 exons. Gene Ontology annotation, cellular component: extracellular matrix. NCBI's taxonomy places the organism in Eukaryota, Metazoa, Arthropoda, Branchiopoda, Diplostraca, Daphniidae.